Molecule: messenger RNA, 1278 nt
Organism: Haliotis rubra (blacklip abalone)
Lineage: Eukaryota; Metazoa; Mollusca; Gastropoda; Lepetellida; Haliotidae
Exons: 3
Coding region: 175-765 (196 amino acids)
Source: RefSeq, a predicted model, not a curated record
UCGAAUAACACAGUGUGACCUGAGUAGAUUAUACUGCACACACAAUACGCUCCAGUCAGAGCCGAGUUUACCACAGCGGUUGAAUGUGACAGUGUUGUGAGGCUACCUGUCGGAAACACUGUGUUGUUGACGGACGUUGAGACUUUUAGGGAGUACGUUGAAAGUUUCUUAGAGAUGGCUAGAGCAAGAAAACCCAACCCUAUGGAAAAGGCACACAUACACAGACUAGAAGAAAACUGGCAUUUGAUUGAGGAAUUUCUGGAUAAAGACGAUAUCCUGACCAUUUUAUGUGACGAAAGACUUUUAGACAGAGACGACGUCGUGUUGAUUGAGGGGUACAGUACAAAGCAAGGUUUCAAAUAUUUGUUUGGAGCUCUAACUGAAUAUGGAGGAGCAAAUGGGCUUUCUAUUUUUGUUGAGGCUCUUAAAUCAAAGGGCAAAAAGUAUGCGACAAUCAUAGCAGAGCUGUCGGAGGAGUUCGAUGGAGAAACCAAAGAAGAGCUUGAAUUGAAAAGCUUAAAGAUAUUCCAACUAGAAGGUGAACUCGGAGAAGAGAUGAGGAAAAACAAGGUGCUUGAAAAGAAACUAGAGAAAUUAAAACAAGAAUCAGCUUCCAAGGACAAAGAAAUUAACCGUUUGAAGACUGAACUGAGUAAUGUCACAAAUGCGAGUGAAGGACACAAAUACCUCCACACAUCUAGAAAUAGAAGACAAACCACGGGCACGGUCAAACUUCUGCACAAAAGAAAGCAGAGCUUGAUCUGAAUUGGUAAUAAGUGAAAGGAAUAAGUACUCACAAUAUGCAUAAUCCAAAAAAACUAAAAUUCAUAUCAGAAUAUUACGACACUGCAAACAUACGUUUUCUGAGUCAGAUUUGAACGAACUGACUGAAAACUGAAACUGAGUUGAAUAUCCGAAAAUCAUCUCCUUAUAGCAGAGUUACUGGACGAUACCCCCAUCUAUAACUGUAGCUCGAGCAAAGAGGUACUCCAACACAUCACCAAUACUCAGACAGCUCCACUGGCUACCUGUCAAACAGCGGAUUGAGUUUAAAGAACUGGUAUUGACCCAUCAGUGUGUGUACGGUAAAGCUCCACAGAACCUGCAAGACCUUGUCUGUUUGUAUACCCCUUCAAAGUUGUUGCGGUCCAGCACCCUGUUUCAGCCGCAAGUGCCCUAAUAUAAACUGAACACUUUUGGCUACAGAUCAUUUCACUUUGCAGCAGCACAACUUUGGAACUCUCUCCCUACAGAACUAUUUCUUCAUGUGAACUCAAA